Messenger RNA from Hymenoscyphus albidus, 906 nucleotides. The record is from the annotation of a GenBank genome assembly. Lineage: Eukaryota; Fungi; Ascomycota; Leotiomycetes; Helotiales; Helotiaceae.
GUUUGGAGAGCUCAAGGAGGGACCUUUCACCUUAUACUUCCGCAUCAAGCUCAACGUCAAGCCCACAAAUAACCCUUCUCUUUACCCCUCAAUAGACGUCGCACAUCUCCAAAAUGGUCGAGUUAGUCGAAGUCGAAGACGAGUCUUUCGAGACAAAGCAGGUUGGCCCAGAAGAGAACGAGGACGAUUACUACACAGAUACCGGUUUGUGCACCAUGCAUACAGCACGCCAACCCAUUGCUAACCGGCGCAUUAGAAUCCGAGAUCUCCACAGAUGAUGAGGAUGAGAUAACUGAGGGAGAAACCUUCGUCGAUCGAUUGCGUGCGCUUCGAGAUAUAGUUCCGCCUACCACCCGAACAUACAUCUCCGAUAAAGUCGACACAACUACCAACUUCGUCAAGAAGAGUCUAUUUUUCAGCGGAUCCUUCCUUUAUGUCAUCAGUACAGGCGCCCUGAUGUUGGGUGUGCCAUGGGCAUUGGCGUUUGCUGAGGAGCAGGGCGUUAUUGAGAUGGAGAACGAGAUGAAGAUGAGAGAGCAGGGAACCAAGGACGUAUGUGUUAUACGGCAUCUCAUGUCCAUCCGUUUUUGCGAUCGAUACUAACCUCGAAUUAGAUCUUUGCUGAAGGUUCAACCGCAGCUCAACUUGAUGCUUCGCUAAAUCAGCCUAAGCCGGCUCUAUAAUGAUGGGAUAAUGAAUGUGGUACUACGAACAUGAAUACUGGGAUGGACGGGCAAAAUGUGAAUCAUGGUCGUAAUUGUAUAUCAGUGGAUUUGGGAGGCUUUGCAUUAAGGGCAUUGAGGGACAAGCCUGCGUCUGUAAUUCUAGUUAUCUCACCCUGGAACGGAAAAGUUUCGAGGGCCGUACUUCACGUACAAUACCAAACUCCUUACAUAAUAAUAUUUC